CGCAUUGGCGCCAUUUUGGAGGCAGGAGGGGACGCGCGCUGCAGAGAGGACGCGAGUCAUCACAAUUCAUCACAAAACAGGCAGUGAAGAGCUCGGGAGGAUGGCUCACUCUAAAGCUCGAGCCGCGGACGGGAAGGUCACCUACCCGCCGGGGGUGAAGGAGAUAGCGGACAAGAUCUCCAAAGAGGAAAUGGUUCGCCGGCUGAAGAUGGUGGUGAAGACCUUCAUGGACAUGGACCAGGACUCCGAGGAGGAGAAGGAGCUCUACCUGAACCUGGCCCUCCACCUGGCCUCGGACUUCUUCCUCAAGCACCCCGACAAAGACGUGCGGCUGCUGGUGGCGUGCUGCCUGGCCGACAUUUUCCGCAUCUACGCCCCGGAGGCGCCGUACACGUCCCCCGAUAAGCUGAAGGACAUUUUCAUGUUCAUCACCAGACAGCUGAAAGGUCUGGAGGACACAAAAAGCGCUCAGUUCAACAGAUACUUCUACCUGCUGGAGAACAUUGCCUGGGUCAAGUCCUACAACAUCUGCUUUGAGCUGGAAGACAGCAACGAGAUCUUCACCCAGCUGUACAGAACUCUCUUCCAGGUCAUCAACAACGGCCACAACCAGAAGGUGCACAUGCACAUGGUGGACCUGAUGAGCUCCAUCGUCUGCGAGGGAGACACCGUGUCCCAGGAGCUGCUGGACACCAUCCUGGUCAACUUGGUGCCGGCCCACAAGAACCUGAACAAGCAAGCGUACGACCUGGCCAAGGCCCUGCUGAAGAGGACGGCUCAGGCUAUCGAACCUUACAUCACCAACUUCUUCAACCAGGUGCUGAUGCUGGGCAAGACGUCGGUCAGCGACCUGUCUGAGCACGUGUUCGACCUCAUCCUGGAGCUCUACAACAUCGACUGUCACCUGCUGCUGUCCGUGCUGCCCCAGCUGGAGUUCAAGCUCAAGAGUAACGACAAUGACGAGAGGCUGCAGGUGGUCAAGCUGCUGGCCAAGAUGUUCGGGGCCAAGGACUCUGAGUUGGCGGCGCAGAAUAAACCUCUGUGGCAGUGCUACCUGGGCAGGUUCAAUGACAUCCACGUGCCCAUCAGACUGGAGUGUGUCAAGUUUGCCAGCCAUUGUCUGAUGAACCAUCCUGACCUGGCCAAAGACCUGACAGAAUACCUGCGGGUCAGGUCACACGACCCCGAGGAGGCCAUCCGCCACGACGUCAUCGUUUCCAUCGUAACCGCCGCCAAGAAGGACCUGUCUCUCGUCAACGACGCCUUGCUCAACUUUGUUAAAGAGCGGACACUGGACAAGAGAUGGCGUGUGCGCAAGGAGGCCAUGAUGGGCCUGGCGUCCAUCUACAAGAAGUACUCCCUGCAGGGCGAAGGGGGGCGCGAGGCGUCCAAGCAGAUUUCGUGGAUCAAAGAUAAGCUGCUGCACAUCUACUACCAGAACAGUAUUGACGACAGGCUACUUGUGGAGCGGGUCUUUGCCCAGUAUAUGGUUCCUCACAACCUGGAGACAGCAGAGAGGAUGAAGUGUCUCUACUACCUCUAUGCCACCUUGGACACAAACGCUGUCAAAGCUCUCAAUGAGAUGUGGAAAUGUCAGAAUCUGCUGAGGCACCAUGUCAAAGAUCUGUUGGACCUGGUCAAAAAACCCAAGUCUGAAUCAUCUAGCAAGGCUGUUUUUGCCAAAGUCAUGGUCAUCACAAGGAACCUUCCGGAUCCGGGAAAGGCUCAAGACUUUGUCAAGAAGCUGGCUCAGGUCCUGGAGGACGACGAGAGAAUCCGAGACCAGCUGGAGACUUUGGUCAGCCCGGCGUGCUCCUGCAAGCAGGCCGAGGUCUGCGUGCGAGACAUCACCAAGAAGCUCGGCAGCCCCAAGCAGCCCAGCAAUCCCUUCUUGGAGAUGGUCAAGUUCCUCUUGGAGAGAAUCGCUCCCGUGCACAUCGACACCGAGUCCAUCAGCGCGCUGAUCAAACAGGUCAACAAGUCAAUAGAAGGGACCGCUGAUGAUGACGAGGAGGGCGUUCCCACGGACAGCGCCAUCCGAGCCGGACUUGAACUGCUGAAGGUGUUGUCCUUCACACACCCCGUCUCCUUCCACUCUGCCGAGACCUUCGAGUCUCUGCUGGGCUGCCUGAAGAUGGACGACGAGAAGGUGGCCGAGGCCGCCCUGCAGAUCUUCAAGAACACGGGCAGCAAGAUGGAGGAGAGCUUCCCUCACAUCAAAUCUGUUUUGCUGCCGGUACUGCAGGCCAAAGCCAAGCGUGGCCCUCCCCGCCAGGCCAAGUACUCCAUCUAUUGCAUCAACGCCAUGUUCACCAACAGAGACACACACUUUGCUCAGAUCUUUGAGCCUCUACACAAAGGUCUAGACCCAGCCAACCUGGAGCAGCUCAUCACCCCUCUGACCACCUUAGGCCACCUGGCCCAACUGGCCCCAGAGCAGUUUGCUGCUCCUCUCAAGUCGCUGGUGGCCAACUUCAUAGUAAAAGAUCUGCUGAUGAACGACAGGGUUCCAGGCAAGAAGACGACCAAACUUUGGGUCCCUGACGAUGAGGUUUCCCCCGAGACCAUGGCAAAGAUUCAGGGCAUCAAGCUGAUGGUGAGGUGGUUGCUGGGAGUGAAGAACAAUCAGAGCAAGUCGGGCAACUCCACGCUGCGCAUGUUGACCGCUAUUCUGCACAGUGAUGGAGAUCUCACCGAGCAAGGCAGGAUGGGCAAACCGGACAUGUCGAGGUUACGACUCGCGGCCGCCUGCGCCCUCCUAAAGCUGGCCCAGGAGCCGUGUUAUCACGAAAUCGUCACCCUGGAGCAGUAUCAGCUGUGCUCGCUCGUCAUCAACGACGAGUGUUACCAGGUGCGUCAGGGUUUCUCCCAGAAGCUCCACCGGGGUCUUUGCCGCCUGCGCCUGCCUCUGGAGUACAUGGCCGUCUUCGCUCUGUGCGCCAAGGACCCGGUCAAGGAGCGGCGGGCCCACGCGCGCCAGUGCUUAGUGAAGAACGUCAACAUACGGCGCGAGUACCUCAAGCAGCACGCCGCCAUCAGCGACAAGCUGUUCUCGCUGCUGCCGGAGUACGUGGUGCCCUACGCCAUCCACCUGCUGGCGCACGACCCCGACUACGUCAAAGUGCAGGACAUCGAGCAGCUCAAGGACAUCAAAGAAGCUCUGUGGUUCGUGCUGGAGAUCAUCAUGGCCAAGAACGAGAACAACAGCCACGCCUUCAUCAGGAAAAUGGUGGAGAACAUCAAACAGACGAAAGAUGCUCAGGCGGCCAGCGACUCAAAAACAAAUGAGAAGCUGUACACGGUGUGUGACGUCGCCAUGAACAUCAUCAUAUCCAAGAGCACCACCUACAGCCUGGAGUCCCCCAAAGACCCCGUGCUGCCCAGCAGGUUCUUCACCAAGCCCGAUAAGAACUUCAGCAACACAAAGAACUAUCUCCCGCCUGAGAUGAAGUCCUUCUUCGUGCCAGGGAAACCCAAGUCGGCCAACGUGUUGGGCGCCGUCAACAAGCCGCUGUCGUCCGCCGGCAAGCAGAUCCCCAGCAAGGCGUCCCGCAUGGAGACGGUCACCAACGACGACUCCUCGUCCAACCCUGGCUCUCCUCAGCGCAACAAGAGCAGGCUGGACACUUCUGAGUUGGACCACAGUGAGAACGAGGACUAUGGCAGCACAGACAAGGAGAGUGAGAAAGGGCGCGGGCGUAAGCGCGGCGUGACGGCGUGCAGCGAGGACGUGGACAGCAGGCCCAAGCGUGGACGCAAGAAGGCGGCGGCCAUGGCCAGCACAGAGUGUGAGGACCAGUGGACACCAGACACCCAGCCGGAGGACGAGCAGAACAGCCCACCCAAAAAGGGACGUCGGGGGCGGCCCCCCAAGGCCGCCCCCGCCAACCAGGACACGCCCACCAAAGGGAAGAGGGGGCGGAAGAAGGCGGCUCCUCCCCCGGAGGAGGAGGAGGAGGAGGAGGAAGAGGAGGAGAGGGCGGGGGAGGAGGAGGAGGAAGAUGAAGACGUGAGCAGUGAAAACGUGGAGGUGAAGACCAGAGGAGGACGACUGACUCGCACACCUCGACGAUCACAAGGCAGCACUGAGUCGGUAGCAGAGUCCGCACCACAGAAGAGGAGAGGAAGACCACCCAAGUCAGCUCAGCCGCCCGCCAAGAAGCCCACGCGCGCAGGACGGUCCAAGACGGCUGCCGCUAAAGAAGACUCUGAGGAUGAAGAGGAGCAGGAGGAGGAAGAGCAGCAGGACGAGCCCACACCCAAGGGUCGUAAGAAAGCGGCGGGGCGAAGAAGAUGAGCCUGCGGGCGCCGACGAGCGAAGGAGUGACGUACGGAAUGAAUUAUGGACAUAGAACUUUUUCAACUUUUCAUACCCGGUUGCUGCCCCUGUUACACACACACACACUCACACACUCACACACACACACACUUGCAUCACCCACGUGCACACUACUUCCUGUGUUGCAGCGUCGUGUUGUGUUGUUGUCGUUGUCGUUGGCCACCUUAGCUUAGACAUGGUUUGAAGAGUGCUUGUAAAUAGUCUCUUUUUGUGCGUUUCAUGUUCGGUUUGUCGUGUCGGAUGCUGACUGGGAGGGAGUCUGGCUUUGUUGUUAUUAUUAUUAUUAUUAUUAUUAUUAGAAAUACAAAAAAAGUGCUCCCAUCAAGCUGACCCCUCCUUAUGAGAUUAACCCGUUUUUGUGACGUCCCGUUUUAAACUCGCCUUUUUGUUUACAGCCCUGUACAUUAAUUCCUUUUUUUCUUUUUUUUACCAUGUAUUAAAAAUGUACAAAAUAUCCCAGGCCUGUUUUCACGUGGAGUUUAAUCUGGAUGGACAGAAUCCUCCCGAAACGCUGCUGGUUUGGUGCUCAUUUUAUUCAAUCCCUUCAAAUAAACACAAAUCAGUUCAA
Molecule: messenger RNA, 4907 nt
Organism: Nerophis lumbriciformis (worm pipefish)
Lineage: Eukaryota; Metazoa; Chordata; Actinopteri; Syngnathiformes; Syngnathidae
Gene: pds5b
Product: PDS5 cohesin associated factor B
Biological process (GO): DNA repair; mitotic sister chromatid cohesion
Cellular component (GO): nucleus; chromatin
Molecular function (GO): DNA binding
Source: RefSeq, a predicted model, not a curated record